Vanessa tameamea is the source of this 3810-nucleotide messenger RNA. RefSeq names its product Importin beta11 (gene Impbeta11). Gene Ontology annotation, cellular component: cytosol; nuclear envelope. Gene Ontology annotation, molecular function: small GTPase binding. The transcript has 17 exons. Lineage: Eukaryota; Metazoa; Arthropoda; Insecta; Lepidoptera; Nymphalidae. The coding region runs from base 271 to 3315 and encodes 1014 amino acids. Gene Ontology annotation, biological process: protein import into nucleus. The record is from RefSeq and is a predicted model, not a curated record.
UUUGCAGAUGUGAGAUGACAGUUUGUCACUGUCAGAAAUAUAAAAUUUUUCGAAUAUCUGGUGUUUUUGCAGAACACUAAUUAAUAAUAUUGCACAAUUAAACACCUUUGGCUUUUGUUUAGCAGCUGUAAAUCAUUUUAAAAUUUCUAUUAACCAUUUAUAUUUAGCUGUACUUUGUACAUAAUGAGAUAUUGCAAUGACUGUUAUAUGUAAAUAGUAUAAGGUUAUGUUUUAUCUGAUGUCUUUUGCCCGUCAAAAGUGACUUAAAACAUGGAUCCAAAUAUCUAUGCAUUAGUGCUAGAUACGCUUAACCGAGCCACCAGUCAAGAAGCGGAGGUUCUGAAGCCUGCAGAGAAGAAGCUUCAAGAAUGGGAAAUAGAACCAGGAUUUUAUUCUGUACUAUUGAAUGUUCUAUCAAAUCAUUCAAUUGAUAUAAACGUCAGAUGGCUGGCUGUAAUGUGUUUCAAGAAUGGAGUAGACCGUUAUUGGCGGCGGAAUGCUCCAAAUGCAAUUACAGAUGAAGAGAAACACAAACUUCGGCAAGGACUUCUGACUACUCCAAUUUUGAAUGAGCCGGUCGCCCAAAUUGCAACACAACAAGCUGUAUUGAUUGCUAAAAUUGCUAGAUUUGAUUGUCCCACAAACUGGCCUAACCUGCUACCAGACUUGAUAGGAGCAAUGAAAGCACCACAACCACUGAUGCAACAAAGGUCAUUACUUAUCUUUCAUCAUGUUGUAAAAGCUCUGGCCUCAAAGAGACUUAUUGAAGACAAGAGAACAUUUCAGGAACUGACUAUAUCAGUAUACUCCUUCAUACUCAAUCUAUGGCAUGAGAAUACAGAAUUAUUUCUCCGCCAUAUACAAGAAGGAGCGGCUACAGAAUUGAUAACAGAGCAUUUGGAAAAGGCACUUCUGUGUUUAAGAAUAUUGAGAAAAUUAACAGUAUUUGGUUUCAAAAAACCACAUGAAAGUCAGGACGCCAUUGCUUUUCUCAAUGUCGUGUUUGACAGGGCUAAGACGAGCUUGGAAUGCAGAAAACUACUAAAAGGCCGUGGGAUAUAUCCUUUAGAGUUAUGCGAAAAGUUUAUAAUACACCUGACAAAGGUCGCACUUGGAGUUUUGUUUUAUCAGCCCUUUUCCUACAUUCCUCUUAUUCGACCUUCUUUGGAGUUUGCUCUAUACUACUGUUUCACCGAACAAGGCAUGUCCCUAACAUAUGAACGAUUCACAAUACAAUGUCUUAACAUAUUUAAAGGGAUAUUGCAAUGUGUCGAAUACAAGCUUCCUAAAGGAACCGAACCCGUAAAAGAGCCUUUGACGCUCCAAGCUCACCAGAUGAAGACGGAGGUCUUGGACCAGAACACAGUGUGCCACAUGUGCCGCCACCUCGUGACGCACUACUUCCUGCUGAGUGGAGACGACCUGGCGCUGUGGGACGCGGAACCCGAGAGCUUUGCCACCGACGAGGCGGGGGAGUCCUGGAAAUAUAGCUUGAGGCCAUGUACAGAAGCAGUCUUCAUGGAAUUGUUCCACGAGUUCCGAACAGUUCUCGCACCAGAGCUGGUCCGUCUUCUCGCCUCGCUGCAGGAGAGCCAAGUGUCGCCGGAUGACUUGUCUGCUAUUUUGAAAAAAGAUGCUAUUUACAAUGCUGUUGGACUCGCAGCCUUCGAUCUGUAUGAUGAUGUUGACUUUGACGAGUGGUUCACGAAUGUUUUAAGCCAAGAGCUUAAAAUUAAAGAUAAUAACUACAGAAUAAUAAGGAGAAGAGUAUGCCAGCUGAUUGGCCAAUGGUGCGGCGUGCGCGCUUCGCAGUCCCUCCGGCCGGCGAUGUACUCGGCGCUCCUGGAGCCGCUGACGCGCGCGGGCGAGGACCCGGCGGUGAAGCUCGCAGCCGCUGAAGCGCUGCGCAGUACGAUAGACGACUUCAACUUCAACGUGGAACAGUUCGCUCCCUACGCGCCACACGCGCUCUCCGCGUUGUAUGAUCUCCUGGUGGAGUGCGAGGAGUGCGAGACGAAGAUGCACGUGCUGCACGUGGUGUCGUUCGUGACGGAGCGCUGCGGGUGGGCGGUGGCGCGCGGCGGCGGCGCGGGCGCGCUGUUCGCCGUGCUGCCGGCGCUGUGCACGCACGCGCAGCACCACCACAUGCUGCGCGCCGCGGCGCUGGCGGCGCUCGUGCACCUCGUCAAGGCGCUCGGCGAGUGCGCGCCCAACGUGCGGCCGUGGGUGCUGAACGUGGUGAACGAGUCCACGAAGCUGAGCGAGCCGGCGCACGUGUACCUGCUGGAGGACGCGCUGGAGCUGUGGCUCGCCGUGCUGGAGACGUCGUCCAGCGCCGACCCCGCGCUGCUGCAGCUGGCGCACAACCUCUACCCCAUACUGGAGCAGUCGACGGAGCACCUGCGGAUAGUGGUGUACAUAAUGCAAGCGUACGCGCUGCUGUGCCCGGAGGAGUUCUUCACGGACGCCGGCGCCAAGUGCAUGUGCCUGCUGGACGACAUGCUGAGCGACAUGCGCACGGAGGGAGUCAUCACCGUGCUCAAGAUGGCCGAGAUCUGCGUCAGCGUGGGCUUUCCCGAGAGGAACGCCUUUCUGGGGGUGAAGGUCGUCUGGCCCACGCUCCUCAGGGUCAUACACUGUCUCCUGGAUGGCGACGACUUACCAAUGGUCCUGUCGGUCAAGUUGUGUCUCCUGUCGCGGGUGAUACUGCUGUCCACCGAGCUGUUUUACAAGGCGAUACAGGAGGCAUCCGUCUGCCUCGUCGAAUACGACUCUGAUCCCGCCAAAGUGUUGAACAGAGUUCUUCACGUGUGGACCGAGAAGAUGAACCUUGUGACGCAAGUCGAGAGGUGGAAGGUUGUCGGGUUGGGCUUGGCAGCGCUCCUCACGACACAGAACGCGACAGUUCUCGAACGUUUUCCCGCCAUUUUGUUAAAUCUGACUGAAGUUCUCAAUGACGUCAUGAAGAUGGAAGAAUCAGGAAAUUAUAUCGAUGCGCUGGUGUCGCCGCCGGGCUCGCGGCCCGCCUCGCCGCUGGAGGGGCGCGGCGGCGCGGCGCGCUGGGAGGGCGCGGGAGCGGGAGCGGGCGCGGGCGCGGGCGCGGGCGAGGGCGAGGACGGCGCGCGCUCGGCGCACGAGCUGCGGCGACGCCGGUUCGCGGCCGCGCACCCCGCGCGCGCGCUCGACCUGCGCGCCGUGACGCACCAUCAGCUAGAAACACUAAAGAGUCAAGUGGGACCCGAAACCUUCGAACGGUUACUACAAUCGACGGACAAGGAGACGCUCCAGCAAAUAAGAGAAUACAUACCUCUUUGAAUAUUUUUAAUAAAAAAUCCUCAUUUUUCAUUUCUCGUAUACAUUUUGUUCAAUUUCCGCACAAGGAAAUGUAUGUAUUUUUUAAAUUAAUUCAAGAGUUUCGAUUGUGAAAGCAGACAUACCCUUUAAUUUUAAGGGUAUGUGCCUGAGGUUUUAUUGUUAGGAAAGAAAUGUCUUUUUUUUUUUAAAUAUAAUUCCGUUCAUUUUAUAACAUCCGAAUGCUUUGGUAUAGCGAUAAUUAAAAAAAAAACUAAUUAUAGUUUUUAGUUUUAUAGGUACAGCUUAUAAAUAAAAUAUAUACAUAAUUAUGUGAUAUACUUACGAUUUUCCUACACAGCUUUAAAUAUAAGGCGUUUGUACAUGGCAUUAUAUAUAUUUUCAAACAUGUUAAAUAAUAGGUAUUCCCAAUAACUGUUCAAAUUUUAAGAUGACUUUUAAAUCAUAAGAAAAAAAGAUAGUGCUUGUAUUAAACUUAUCAGAAAUUGAAAAUAAAAA